CCCUCGCUCCCUCCCUCGCUGACUGGCUGCCUUCCCGGGCGCCUCCCUCCCUCCCUCUCCCUCUACUUCUCCGGAGCCGAGGCGGGAAAAACAGAGCGAGACGCCCGCCCGCCCGGCCCCUACGAUGAGCCCUCCGCCACCUCCGCCUCCAGUGAGAGCGCACCGGGAAGAAGCAGGAGGGCGAGGCUGAGGCUGAGGCUGAGGCGGCGAUGGGGGAGCCCAAGGCGGCGCCGGCGGAGGAGGAGGGGGCAGAGCGUGGGCCCGGAGGGGAGAGGGGCUCGUUGGCUUCCCAGCCGCGCCGCCGUCGAGCCGUGCGCGCCCUGAGCAGGCUGGCCCGGCGCCUCCUGCAAACUUUGCGCGGGGCGCGGCGGCAGCAGCAGCAGCAGCAGAAGAGGCGGCGGAGGCAGGAGACCCGCCAGGCGGAGGAGGAGGACGACGAGGGCGGCUUUACCCGCCCGCUGCCGGGGCCCGAGCGCGGACAGGCCGGAGCGGGAGGCGGAGGGGGCGCCGGGGGGUUGCGUCCGCCCGUGGGCGCCCUCAGCCCGCCCUCGGCGCCUGCACACAGCCCCGCCGAGCCCCGCCCGCUCACGCCCGGCGCCCAGGGGCUCAAGAACCACGGCAACACCUGCUUCCUCAACGCCGUGGUCCAGUGCCUGAGCCACACCGAGCUCCUGGCCGCCUUCCUCCUCCUGGCGCUCCCCGCGCGGCCCCGCGAGGCCUCCCCGCCCCCUUCGGCCUCCCCGCCCCCCCUCCCCGCCGCAGGCGCCUCCGGGGAGGUCACCCGGCACCUCGCCGCCCUCGUCCGCGCCCUCUGGACCCUCCAGUACACGCCCCAGCUCUCCGCAGACUUCAAGAAUGUCGUCUCCAAGUAUGGUGCACAGUUCCGUGGAAAUUCGCAACAUGAUGCCCUGGAGUUCCUUCUGUGGCUGCUGGAUCGCAUGCAUGAAGACCUGUGUUCUGUGUCCCUUAAUCAAAAGGUGAAGGUGUCUGGAAAGCCUCUGCUUGGACAGGAAGAGAGUUCCAGUGGUGGAGGUGCCCAAGCAGCUGCCCAGCCUUCCAAGGGCCAGAGCUUUGUGCAGAACCAUUUCCAGGCACAGUACAGGUCCUCACUGACUUGCCCUCACUGCCUAAAGCAGAGCAACACCUUUGAUCCCUUCCUGUGCAUCUCCUUGCCCAUCCCAUUACGGCAGACCAGGCCUCUUAAUGUCACUCUCGUCUUCCAGUCCAAGAGCCAACGAUUUGUGCGUGUGGGCUUGACUGUACCUCUGUUCAGCACUGUGGCAAAGUUGAGAGAAAUGGUAGCAGAGGAAGGCAAGCUUUCACCUGACCAGGUAAUCUUGGCUGAGUUAGGCCCAUCGGGAUUCCAGUGCUCCUUCUCUGAUGAUGAGGAUCUGAAUACCAUUGCAGAUGGUGACAGCAUAUAUGCUUUCCAAGCUCCACUCUCCUUUAGCAAGGCCAGCUCUUCCCGCCUCUCAGGUAUGUCAGGUUGUCCCCAGAGCCUUCCGUCUUCUCCCAAUGUUUCUGACCCAGAAGGCCAGCGUUUAGUUCAUAAUGGGGCCAUUUCUUCAGAUUACCUGCACCAUGGUGUAGGUGGCAGAAUCCUGCUCCUUGUAUGUAAUGUUGCUGGUACAGGGCAACAGGCAGUGAGGUUUGGCCCUCCACUACUGAUGCGAGAGGACAGAGCUAUGUCAUGGGAUCAACUACAGCAAUGCAUCCUGGGCAAAAUGCGCUAUCUGAUGAGAAGGGAAGCCCAAGUACAGGCUACUGGGAAUCUAUUCCAGGUUCGAGUACUUGGAGGCUCUACUCUCUGCAGCUACCUCUCUCCUCAGGACAGCUGGCCACUCUACCAUCCAGCCGUGGACAGAGUGCUACAGUUUAGUGGUCCUGGUGGUCCUGCUCAUGUGAAGCUAGUAAUUGAGUGGGAUGUGAGCACCAAAGAAAGCUUGUUUGGCAACAUCCAAGAAGAAGUGGUUGAGGAUGCAGAAAGUGUGAGGAUGAAGCAACAGCUCCAUCUGCAGCAACACAGUUGCACCCUGGACGAAUGCUUCCAGCUCUACACCAAGGAGGAACAGCUGGCCCCUGAUGAUGCCUGGCGCUGUCCCCACUGCCAGGUCCUUCAGCAGGGCAUGGUCAAGCUCAGCCUGUGGACCCUACCUGACAUCCUCAUCAUCCACCUCAAGCGCUUCCGACAGGUGGGAGAGCAGCGCCACAAACUCUCCACUCUGGUGCGCUUCCCCCUGUAUGGACUUGAUAUGGCUCCUCAUGUGGCCAAGCGCAGUCGUGGCAGCAAAUGGGGGCCCUGGAAACAGCCCACACCAGAAAGCAAUCAGUGCAACUUCCUCUAUGAUCUGUAUGCUGUCUGCAACCAUCAUGGAAGCAUGCAGGGUGGGCACUAUACAGCAUACUGCCGCAAUGCCUUGGAUGGUCACUGGUACAGCUAUGAUGACAGCACCGUGGAAGCAGUCUUGGAAGAUGAAGUCAGCACACGGGGAGCUUACAUCCUCUUCUAUCAAAGACGCAGCGUGGUUCCAAGCUGGUCUGGAGGAAGUUCUGUCAGAGGUUCCACCAGCUCCUCCAUUUCUGAACACUGGCUGACACGACUUGGUGGAAGCAACGUGCGGGAGAGCCUGGUGUCCCGUAGCUCUGUCACCUGCCCAUCUCUGCCAGAAAUGCCAGACUCACCCACCCUAACCAAUGCCAGCAACAACCAGGAGAAAGGUGGCUUUGAGUCACGUCCUUUGGUGCGGGGUGUACAGAGCAGAAGUGUCAGCUUGAAAGCUUCCCCCAGUAAAGCCAAGCUGACAGUUCCUAAGCCCAUGCCUUUGCACUGGUCCUUCACCUCCAAAGAAUGGCCAACAGAGCCUUCUGGGGAGCUUGUAGAGUACCUGGAAUCUGGCCGCAGGCCUCGGUUUACAAAUGAGCCCAUUGUCCCUCUUAUGACAAAGGAAGGGGAGGACACCAAAGCCAAACAAAAUCAUGUGCUGACAGGCCCAGGGAUAACUGAGAACCCUGGGAAACCAUGCAUGAUGGUGGAAAAUCCAAGUACCCUGAAAAGGUCUGGAAAACCAAAGGAGGAUGCAGGCGAGCAGCCACGGACACCCAAGAAACUAGUGCUUUCUCUCAGUACUGUACCUCCAAUAAAAGACGAAGAGCUCAAGAGCAAAGCUAACAAAAAUGGGACUUUGCGCACUGGGAUAACCCUCCCUCCCUCUGGCUGUCAAUCCACAGGCAAGCUGCUCUCAGACCCAAAGACUGGUGAGAAGGAGCCAGAGGGCAAGAAGCAGCCGGAGGGAAAACUUGCUGUUUUCAGAACUGGCUUUCUGCGGAGGGACCCCAAGCGUCAUAGUGAAUCUGACAGGCAUGGACUCAUGACACCAGCCAUGACCUCCUCCCGGUCAUCCCUCUCCAAUGGGACUUUGACUUCGAUCACUGGCAUCAGGGCAAAUAGUACUCUGGGUCGCAGGUCUGCAGAAGGGUUGCCCAGUGGACGUAUCUGCCAUUCUGAGCUGGACAUCAAGCGUGCUCAGAGCUCCUGCAGUAGCAAGGGAAGGAAUGAGUGUUGGCUGAACAGGUCGGCCACCCUUUACAAGGCAAACAACAGCAUCUCCUUGCAGGGUUGCACACCACCACUAACUCUGGAGGGAGUUUCAUGCAGCACUUUCCAACGAGCCAGAUAUCACACAGCCUCCCUGGGCAGGCGAAUCCCUGUACCAGAAUCCAGCUUCUGAACUAGUCUAAGGUUUCACCCAAACAGUGGCAACCCUUGUAAGGUCUUGGGUACUUCAGAUAAAAUCUGUUGAUUGCUGGAAAACUUGGCAGGUGCUUGCUUCCUAGGGGGAUUUCUCUCAGCCAGGCUUCAUCCAUCUUAAAGGUGCUCAGUGACACCAUUGCCUUGUCUGGGAAUGAAGAUGCAACAGAGAUUUGUGGACUAUGAGUUCAGAAUUAGUGAAAGAAAAAAUGUCAGGAGUAUGGUAGAAUUAAAGUAUUUAUUCUGUACAGUGAGGUAGCUUAACCGAUACUAAUGAAAGGAUGUGUUGUUUUGUGACAGCAGUUAUUUUGGUACCAAGUUGUGGAGAGGAGAAUAAGGGGGCAGAAUCUUGUUGCUCUAUGCAAUAAUCCCAACUUUUCUAUUUUCUGCAGACAUUUGGGUUUUACAGAUAUAUUUGUUAUUAAAAUUGUCUCAAAUGA
Molecule: messenger RNA, 4188 nt
Organism: Anolis carolinensis (green anole)
Lineage: Eukaryota; Metazoa; Chordata; Lepidosauria; Squamata; Anolidae
Gene: usp43
Product: ubiquitin specific peptidase 43
Exons: 15
Coding region: 210-3728 (1172 amino acids)
Biological process (GO): protein deubiquitination
Molecular function (GO): cysteine-type deubiquitinase activity
Source: RefSeq, a predicted model, not a curated record